CUUAAAGAAUGGGCAAAUGAUAAAUUCACAGUCGACAGUAAUUUAAGUGCAGCUAAAGUUAUUUUACAAUUGGACCAGAAAGGUGCUAUCAAUGCAUCGGAUUUAGGUCAGCUCCGUUUAUUCUUCGAGUCAAUCACAAGAUUUGAUCUAGUAUACCUUAUUGAUGAAUUUUAUGAUGGUGACUACAAUAAGUUGAGGAAGUUGAUCAAUCAGCAUAAGUCGAUAAACAUUAGUCAUGAACGAGUGGCCAAUAUAAAUCGCGUACACUCAUCUAGAGUUCUUCUACCACACAAUAGCACUCCAAGAUCUCUACUAAGGUCCAACCCCGUUAACCGGGUGAGCAAUGUUGAAGUAUUUGAACGACCUAGCAAAGCUGACGAGAACAAUGGCGUAUCCAUUGUCAGGAAUCCCCAUGUUCCCCACUCAAAUGUUGCCAGCACAAGCAAUUCGAUUGUAAUAAGUGGCAGUAGAUGUUCAACGUAUGAAAAUUCAGAAGAUGUUCCUGACUGUCCUGCAGUUAAUAACACAAGAGGUUUAUAA
Messenger RNA from Paramuricea clavata, 540 nucleotides. Lineage: Eukaryota; Metazoa; Cnidaria; Anthozoa; Malacalcyonacea; Plexauridae. The record is from the annotation of a GenBank genome assembly.